Molecule: messenger RNA, 1712 nt
Organism: Capsicum annuum
Lineage: Eukaryota; Viridiplantae; Streptophyta; Magnoliopsida; Solanales; Solanaceae
Product: WD-40 repeat-containing protein MSI1
Exons: 6
Coding region: 201-1475 (424 amino acids)
Biological process (GO): regulation of gene expression
Cellular component (GO): nucleus
Molecular function (GO): histone binding
Source: RefSeq, a predicted model, not a curated record
CAUCCAAAUGAUUCGUAACUCGGGUCACAGCCCAAGCUCGUCGUAAUAUAAAAUCCUUAUGAGAUAUCCCGCAAAAAAGAAUACCCACUGAAAAAGAAAAUACCGUUCCCUCCAAUUCUCUCCAAACCCUCGAAUAAAAAAAAAAAUCCCCAAAACCCAAACCCUCAACACACGCUCAAAGGUGUAGAAAGUCGGUGGUAAUGGGGAAAGACGAAGAUGAGAUGAGGGGUGAAAUUGAGGAGAGAUUGAUCAACGAGGAGUACAAGAUUUGGAAGAAGAACACGCCGUUUCUUUACGAUCUGGUUAUUACUCACGCACUUGAAUGGCCUUCGCUUACUGUAGAAUGGUUACCGGACCGUGAAGAGCCGGCGGGAAAGGAUUAUUCGGUUCAGAAGAUGAUUUUGGGGACUCAUACAUCGGAAAAUGAGCCUAAUUAUCUUAUGCUUGCUCAGGUUCAGCUUCCGCUUGAAGAUGCUGAGAAUGAUGCUCGACAUUAUGAUGAUGAUCGGUCUGAAUUUGGCGGAUUUGGUUGUGCUAAUGGAAAGGUACAAAUAAUCCAGCAGAUAAAUCAUGAUGGAGAGGUUAAUCGGGCUCGAUAUAUGCCCCAAAACCCAUUUAUCAUUGCGACCAAGACAGUUAGUGCAGAAGUAUAUGUUUUUGACUACAGUAAACAUCCAUCUAAGCCUCCUCUAGAUGGUGCAUGCAAUCCAGAUUUGAGGUUAAGAGGCCAUAACACGGAAGGUUAUGGCUUGUCAUGGAGUCAAUUUAAGCAGGGUCAUUUAUUGAGUGGUUCAGAUGAUGCUCAGAUAUGUUUAUGGGACAUUAAUGCCACUCCCAAAAAUAAGGCUCUAGAUGCUAUGCAGAUAUUUAAGGUUCAUGAAGGUGUUGUAGAGGAUGUAGCCUGGCAUCUGAGGCAUGAGUAUUUAUUUGGCUCUGUUGGGGAUGAUCAGUAUCUUUAUGUAUGGGAUCUGCGAACUCCAUCAGUGUCCAAACCUGCACAUUCUGUAAUCGCACAUCAAAGCGAGGUUAACUGCUUAGCUUUCAACCCCUUUAACGAAUGGGUUGUAGCAACAGGGUCUACAGAUAAGACGGUUAAAUUAUUUGAUCUACGCAAGAUUUCUACUGCACUGCAUACUCUGGACUGUCACAAGGAGGAAGUUUUCCAGGUUGGUUGGAAUCCGAAGAAUGAAACCAUCUUGGCUUCUUGUUGCCUUGGUAGGAGACUCAUGGUUUGGGAUCUCAGCAGGAUCGAUGAAGAACAAACUCCAGAAGAUGCAGAAGAUGGACCACCAGAGUUGCUCUUUAUUCACGGUGGCCAUACAAGUAAAAUUUCAGACUUCUCAUGGAACCCAUGUGAAGAUUGGGUCGUCGCUAGUGUUGCGGAGGAUAAUAUACUACAAAUUUGGCAGAUGGCUGAAAACAUCUACCAUGAUGAAGAUGACAUACCCGGAGAUGAUGCUCCCAAAUGUCCCUAGGAUACUAACAUAGCCCUCAGAGGGGUAUUGUAACAUCAAGUAUGAGUUUCUCAAAAUGUUCCCCUCCACCCCUCCUUCCGCUCUGCGUAUUUUUUCCUUUUGGAACUUAGCUUCUUUCUGCUGUCUUGGUAUCUAUGGUUGUUACUUUAACAACUUAUUUUCAUCUUUUAACAUUUCAUCUAUGUAUUUAGGGGGGGAAAAGCUGAGCCCACUCCUUCCUCUUUAGUUCUUUUUUUU